Molecule: messenger RNA, 802 nt
Organism: Euleptes europaea (tarantolino)
Lineage: Eukaryota; Metazoa; Chordata; Lepidosauria; Squamata; Sphaerodactylidae
Gene: DIO1
Product: iodothyronine deiodinase 1
Exons: 4
Molecular function (GO): thyroxine 5'-deiodinase activity
Source: RefSeq, a predicted model, not a curated record
CACAGCAGCCUCUCAUUCUGCCAGGAUGUUCAAAAUCAGCACGUUUGUACAAAAGACCUGGAUUCUCUUGCAAGUAUGCUUGUGCACCGCUCUAGGCAAACUUUGUAUGUUCUUCUUCCCAGCUACUGUAAAGAGCUAUAUAAUGAAACAAGGGGAAAAGAGCAGCAUGGGGAUGAAUCCCAAAUUCACCUAUGAGAACUGGGGGCCGACUUUCUUUAGCUUCCCAUACCUGUUCUUUGUACUGAAAGUCAAAUGGAAAAGAUUGGAAGAUGAAGCAUUUCAAGGCUGCCCUGCUCCCAACACCCCUGUGAUAGACCUUGGAGGGGAAGUUCGUCACAUCUUGGAUUUCAUGCAAGAUAACAGGCCUUUGGUCCUGACAUUUGGAAGCUGCACCUGACCUUCAUUUAUGUUCAAAUUUGGCGAGUUCAAGAAGCUUGUCGAAGAUUUCAUAUUUGGAGCAGAUUUCCUUGUGAUCUACAUUGAAGAAGCCCAUGCCUCAGAUGCAUGGGCUUUUAAAAACAAUAUUCCUAUUAAAAGUCACCAAACCCUCCAAGAUCGUAUACAAGCUGCACAGGUCCUGCUGAAAGAGCGCCCCUUAUGCCCAGUGGUUUUAGAUACAAUGGAAAACUUGAGUAGUUCUAAAUAUGCAGCUCUGCCGGAAAGACUUUAUGUACUUCAAAGCGGAAAGGUUGUCUAUAAGGGUGGAGUGGGACCUUGGAAUUAUAGCCCACAAGAAGUACGUGAAGUUUUGGAACAAUUACUCUAAAUGUGUAAAACAAACCUACUAGUGGCCCCCUAAGUG